Messenger RNA from Staurois parvus, 336 nucleotides. The record is from the annotation of a GenBank genome assembly. NCBI's taxonomy places the organism in Eukaryota, Metazoa, Chordata, Amphibia, Anura, Ranidae.
UGUGUCAGUCUGGAGGGGUGGGUGUUCCCAGGCAGGCUGAAAUGGGGCGGAGCUCUAUCUGACUGGCUGCAGCUUCUAAUGCACAUUGUGAGAAGCUCCCAGUGUGCGGUGACAUCAGAGGAAGCCAUUCCAGUCCAGGGGAGGAGCUGGUACACCUGUGCAAGACUGAAGGGGAGGAGCCAGUACACCUGUGCUAGACUGAAGGGGAGGAGCCGAUACACCUGUGCUAGACUGAAGGGGAGGAGCCAGUACACCUGUGCAAAAGUGAAGGGGAGGAGCCAGUACACCUGUGCAAAAGUGAAGAGGAGGAGCCAGUACCUGUGCAAGACUUAAGGG